Molecule: messenger RNA, 1949 nt
Organism: Emericellopsis atlantica
Lineage: Eukaryota; Fungi; Ascomycota; Sordariomycetes; Hypocreales; Bionectriaceae
Exons: 1
Coding region: 267-1814 (515 amino acids)
Biological process (GO): SCF-dependent proteasomal ubiquitin-dependent protein catabolic process
Cellular component (GO): SCF ubiquitin ligase complex
Molecular function (GO): protein binding
Source: RefSeq, a predicted model, not a curated record
CCGAUUUCCGGGCAUCUCUCGAUUGGCUGCCGCAGGGCAAUGGACACCCGGCGUAUGGCUCAUCGGGGUUCCUUAUCGCAGUAUCGAUAAGCCGCAUUGCUUAUCUCACCUACCAGCGCCUCAAGUAACAUCAUCGACGUGCUUCCUUUCUUCUCACUCAAACCCCAACCUAUUCAGCUAUAGUCUGUCUAUUUAUGAGAAGACAAUGCCGCCAUAAUAAGGAGCACUACGCAUACCCAUUCACAGCCCUCUAGCCCACAUGUACCAUGACCUCCGGAUCUAGCACCCAGCUCGACACAGAGCUCGAGUCGUUCCGCCAACAAUGGCUUACGGAUCUACACUCCAAAGGCAACCAGCCAUCGUCUACUUCUGGGCCGCGCCAAGGAGAGUCAUCAUCAGCGCCGGCCAAGCACAGGCGGAAAGUGUCAGCUCAGGUCCCGGCAAGGAAGAAGGCCAUCUAUGCUGAAGACGACAAUGACUACCUGCACGGCCAGGCCUUUGACGAGGCACCCCCUCCCACGGGGCACACUCUCACGGGGCCGAGCAAGGAACCCCCAAGAGAGCUGGUCUCUGCGUUGGAUCACUUUGAAGAGGCCAUGGAGAGGGAAGCGCAGGGGAACAUGGGCGACAGCCUGAAGCUCUACCGGCAAGCUUACAAGCUGGACAACACCGUGGACAAGCGGUAUCGGGAGAAACACUUCCCGCCAGGGCAUACCAAACCAAAGAAGCAGGUCUCGGCGGCGAAGGAAACAUCAGAACCUGUACAGCCUCAGGAACCUGAUGAGCCCCAACCGUUGACGAUCCAGGAGCUCAUUGCGUCCUUUUCCACACUGGCCAUCGAACCAACCCCGCCAGACGUAGAGGGCAUGCCGCAACCACCCUGCCCAAUUUCCGAACUGCCUGACGAACUGCUUUCACACAUCCUUCUCGACGUCGCCAUCGCUGAUGUCGCGGACUUUGCACGGCUGUCGCUGGUGUGCAAGCGCUUGGCUUACCUAGUCUCCUCGGAGCAACGCAUAUGGCGUAGGGUAUGCAUAGGGAGGGAGUUUGGCUUCCAAGGUCUCUGGCGUCACUGGGGUAUCGAGAAGGAGUGGCAACCGCUGCCAGAAUGGACGGAACUUCCGAGCGGCGACAUUGUCAACACGAGAGACAUACAGGAGGCCAGGAUGCGAGAAGAGCACAUCAAAACCCUGUCUCUGGUCCCUUCCCCAUAUCCAUCAUGGCAGACGCAAUUCUUCCGACGUCCCAGGAUACGAUUCAAUGGCUGCUACAUAUCGACAGUGAACUACGUCCGCUCGGGCCAGCAGUCCACCAACCAGGCCACGUGGGGCGGUGCGCCCGUCCUCAUCGUCACGUACUACCGCUAUCUGCGCUUCUACCGCGACGGCUCGUGCAUUUCCCUCCAAACAACGAGUGAGCCGGGCGAUGUGGUACAUCAUCUCACAAAAGACGAGUUGGCGCGCCACAAGGGCGACAAGGACCGGGGCCAUGCGAGCAACCUGCCUGGGGCCGUCAUGAGUCUCGCCCUGAAAGGCCGCUGGCGACUCGCCAACGAAGAGGACGAGAGUCACGGCAAGACGCUGGAAGAGCGCGAAGGCGACCUCUACAUUGAGACGGAGGGCGUCAAGCCGCGGUACAUGUACCGCAUGGAGCUGUCCCUGCGCAAUGCGGGCAAGGGCGCGCGGAACAACAAGCUUGUUUGGCGUGGGUUCUACAGCUACAACAAGCUGUCGGCUGACUGGGGCCAAUUUGGCCCCAAGAACGACAAGCCAUUUUUCUUUAGCCGCGUGCGGAGUUAUGGGUUUGGCGCGUAAACAAGCCCCCUAUAGAGAUGAUCGAUCCAAUAAAUGAGCUCACGAGACACGUGCAAACACAUUUCCAUCAGCAUGGUAUUGCCAUUGCCCCUAUAUCCGCAUAAAGUCAACGGUCCCAUGGUCAUUAAGUAAGCC